AUGAGCACUUCUGGAAAAGUUAUAAAGUGCAAAGCUGCGGUGGCCUGGGAAGUAGGCAAGCCACUUUCUAUUGAAGAGAUAGAAGUUGCCCCACCAAAGUCUCAUGAAGUCCGUGUGAAGAUAAUUGCCACAGGGAUAUGUGGCACGGAUGAGCAUGUUCUGACUGGCUCUUUCCCUAAAGUAGAGUAUCCUGUAAUUCCUGGCCAUGAAGGAGCUGGAAUUGUGGAGAGUAUUGGUGAGGGGGUGACUUGCGUGAAACCAGGAGACAAAGUGAUCCCCCUCUGUCUGCCUCAGUGUGGAGAAUGUAAUUCAUGUCUGAAAUGGAAGACCAACUGUUGCCUGCAAACCCACCUUUGCAACCCGCAAAACCUGAUGCUGGACAAAACCAGCAGGUUCACCUUCAAAGGGAAGCAAAUUCAUCACUUCCUUUGGAUAAGCACCUUCUCGGAAUAUACAGUCAUGCCUGACUCGACCGUGGUUAGAAUUGAUGAUGCUGCCCCUCUGGAUAAAGUCUGUCUCUUUGGCUGUGGCUUUUCCACAGGUUAUGGGGCUGCCAUCAACACAGCUAAGGUCACUCCUGGGUCUACCUGUGCCAUCUUUGGCUUGGGAGGAGUUGGUCUUUCUGUUGUCAUGGGAUGCCAAGCAGCAGGAGCAUCCCGGAUCAUUGGCAUUGAUAUUAACAAGGAGAAAUUUGGAAAGGCUAAGGAAUUGGGAGCCACGGAAUGCUUGGACCCUCAGGAUUACAAGAAGCCCAUUCAAGAAGUGCUGGUUGAAAUGACCGGCCAUGGUGUUGACUAUGCCUUUGAAGUCGUGGGAUGCUUGGAUACAUUGACAGCUGCUCUGGCAUCCUGUCACAUGGGCUGUGGUGUCUGCGUGAUGGUUGGCGUCCCUCCCCUGGACUCGCUUCUCUCCUUCGAUCCUUUGCUGCUUUUUACAGGACGCACGUUGAAAGGGAGCUUCAUUGGAGGCUGGAAGAUGAAAGAUGCCAUUCCUCAACUGGUGUCCAGUUACAUGGAAGGAAAACUGAAAACAGAUGUUUUAAUUACUCACACUUUGUCAUUCAGCGAGAUUGAGGAAGGGUUUAAUUUGUUUCAUGCUGGAAAGAGUAUCCGUAUUGUCCUGCUGUUUUAAGCUGCUGUAUGGGAGUUU
This is a messenger RNA of Euleptes europaea (tarantolino), 1149 nucleotides long. RefSeq names its product alcohol dehydrogenase 1-like. The coding region runs from base 1 to 1131 and encodes 376 amino acids. The transcript is spliced from 9 exons. NCBI's taxonomy places the organism in Eukaryota, Metazoa, Chordata, Lepidosauria, Squamata, Sphaerodactylidae. Gene Ontology annotation, biological process: retinol metabolic process; retinoic acid metabolic process. Gene Ontology annotation, cellular component: cytosol. The record is from RefSeq and is a predicted model, not a curated record. Gene Ontology annotation, molecular function: zinc ion binding; all-trans-retinol dehydrogenase (NAD+) activity.